Molecule: messenger RNA, 139 nt
Organism: Arabidopsis lyrata subsp. lyrata
Lineage: Eukaryota; Viridiplantae; Streptophyta; Magnoliopsida; Brassicales; Brassicaceae
Exons: 1
Coding region: 41-139 (32 amino acids)
Source: RefSeq, a predicted model, not a curated record
AUACAAUACAAGAAUCUCCUUUACCACAAGUUGGAACCGAAUGAAAGUGCCGUGCGACCCUCUUUAUAAAGCUCCAGAGAGGAGCCACGGAGGCGGUGAGACACAUCCAAAUUCUAGAGACUCAAGGAUCGUCUCUUGA